Cynara cardunculus var. scolymus (artichoke) is the source of this 3926-nucleotide messenger RNA. Its product is annotated as probable pre-mRNA-splicing factor ATP-dependent RNA helicase DEAH5. Gene Ontology annotation, biological process: mRNA splicing, via spliceosome; spliceosomal complex disassembly. Gene Ontology annotation, cellular component: catalytic step 2 spliceosome; intracellular anatomical structure. The record is from RefSeq and is a predicted model, not a curated record. Lineage: Eukaryota; Viridiplantae; Streptophyta; Magnoliopsida; Asterales; Asteraceae. The coding region runs from base 123 to 3698 and encodes 1191 amino acids. The transcript is spliced from 2 exons. Gene Ontology annotation, molecular function: ATP binding; RNA binding; RNA helicase activity.
CAAAAGGAAACAAAGCCUUCGUCUCCAAUCAGCGUGCUCUUCGUCGAUUUCAGGUAUCAAAACCCUAGCAAAUUUUACUGGUCUUGCGAGUUUUUCUGUAUCGUAGAUCUGACAAUUUAAGGAUGGUUUCGCGAACAAAAGAGCCGAGUUUGAAGAAACUCGAGUAUCUUUCACUCGUAUCGAAGGUAUGUACGGAGCUUGAAUCGCAUUUAGGGUUUGGUGAUAAAGUAUUGGCUGAAUUUAUCACCGAGAUAGGACGAAAGUGUGGAACGGUGGAUGAAUUCGAUAGUAAGUUGAAAGAAAACGGUGCUGAAAUGCCGGAUUACUUUGUUCGGACUUUGUUGAAAAUAAUCCAUGCUAUUUUGCCUCCAAAGGCGAAAUCAGGGUCUGUUAAGGAUACUGGUAAGAAUGAUGGUGGUGGAUCGAAGUCGAAUUUUCCAGCUUUGAAUAUUGGGGAUAGUAAGGAUCGGGUGAAGGCGUUGGAGAAAGAGAUUGAGAUGGAAGCUAAAGAGAGGAUUAGGAAAAAUGGUGGAGAUGAAUAUGAAGGCAGGAGUCAGAGAGACAGGGAUGGAGAUCGAAGUAGAGGUAGGGAUAAGAGGGGCAGCCAGAAGGUCAGAGACGAUGAUGAUAUGGAUGAUAGAUACGAUAGGCGAAGAGGAGACAAAGAUGAUAGAGGUAAUCAUGGGGGUAGGGAAAGACACAGGGACCGAGAUAGGGAUCGUAAAUAUGAUCGUGCAAGGGAUGAAGAUGAUAUUGAUCGGAGGGAUAACGAAAAAGAUAGGAGCGAGAAGAAGAGUUAUGGGCACCAAUCAGAUAAACCUGAACUUUAUCAGGUCUAUAAAGGCAGGGUGUCUAGGGUAAUGGAUAGUGGUUGUUUUGUUCAGCUUAGUGAUAUCAAGGGUAAAGAGGGUUUGGUCCACGUGUCACAAAUGGCUACAAGGAGAAUAUCUAAUGCAAAAGAUGUUGUUAAGCGGGAUCAGGAGGUUUUUGUGAAAGUGAUUGCAAUAUCAGGUCAGAAAUUGUCUCUCUCAAUGAGGGAUGUUGAUCAGAACACUGGGAGGGACUUGCUGCCAUUGAAGAAGAGCGGUGAUGAUGAUUCAUUAAGGACCAACCCCUCGAGUGGAUCAAACAAUGCUGUGUCUACAUCCAGGACAGGACUCUCAGGGAUAAGGAUUACAGAUGAGGAUGUUGGGGUUCCUUCACGCAGGCCUUUGAAGAGAAUGAGUUCUCCGGAGAGGUGGGAGGCAAAGCAGUUGAUUGCUUCAGGUGUUCUAAGUGUGAAAGAGUAUCCUAUGUUUGAUGAAGAAACUGCUGAUGGAAUGCUUUAUCAAGAAGAAGGUGGUGAUGAAGAGCUUGAGGUUGAGUUGAAUGAAGAUGAACCAGCCUUUUUGCAAGGGCAGAGCCACUAUUCAAUGGAUAUGUCACCUGUCAAGAUCUUCAAAAAUCCUGAGGGUUCUUUGAGUCGUGCAGCAGCCCUACAAUCUGCUCUCAUAAAAGAAAGGAGAGAAGUGAGGGACCAGCAGCAAAGAACAAUGCUCGACUCUAUCCCAAAAGAUCUGAAUCGUCCAUGGGAAGACCCGAUGCCCGAAACAGGUGAGAGACAUCUGGCACAGGAGCUGAGGGGAGUUGGGUUGUCAGCAUACGAUAUGCCUGAAUGGAAGAAGGAUGCUUUUGGUAAAGCAUUAACAUUUGGUCAAAGAUCAAAGCUUUCUCUCCAAGAACAGAGGCAAAGCUUGCCUAUAUACAAAUUGAAGAAGGAACUGGUUCAGGCUGUGCACGAUAAUCAGGUUUUGGUUGUCAUAGGUGAGACUGGUUCAGGUAAGACAACUCAGGUGACGCAGUAUCUAGCCGAAGCAGGUUACACCACCAGGGGUAAGAUAGGAUGCACCCAGCCCCGUAGGGUGGCUGCAAUGUCUGUGGCCAAGAGAGUUGCUGAAGAGUUUGGUUGCCGUUUAGGGGAGGAAGUUGGAUAUGCCAUUCGUUUUGAAGAUUGUACCGGCCCAGAAACUGUGAUCAAGUACAUGACCGAUGGUAUGCUUUUGAGGGAAAUUCUGAUCGACGAGAACCUAUCUCAAUACUCGGUGAUCAUGCUUGACGAAGCUCAUGAGAGAACAAUGCAUACUGAUGUCCUCUUUGGGUUAUUAAAAGAUCUUGUGAAAAGAAGACCCGACCUUCGUUUAAUCGUCACUUCUGCCACAUUGGAUGCCGAGAAGUUUUCUGCGUAUUUCUUUAGCUGCAAUAUCUUCACAAUUCCUGGAAGGACAUUUCCUGUGGAGAUACUUUACACCAAACAGCCGGAAAGCGAUUAUCUUGAUGCAGCUCUAAUUACUGUAAUGCAGAUCCACUUAACAGAGCCUGAGGGUGAUGUGCUUGUCUUUUUAACGGGUCAGGAGGAAAUUGAUCAUGCUUGCCAGUGUCUAUAUGAAAGGAUGAAAGGGUUAGGUAAAAAUGUGCCUGAAUUGAUCAUAUUACCGGUUUACAGUGCACUUCCUAGUGAAAUGCAAUCCAGAAUCUUUGAACCUGCCCCUCCUGGGAAGAGGAAGGUGGUUGUUGCCACCAAUAUUGCUGAAGCUUCUUUAACAAUUGAUGGGAUUUUCUAUGUUAUUGACCCUGGAUUUGCUAAGCAAAAUGUGUAUAACCCUAAACAGGGUCUUGAUUCACUUGUGAUUACUCCAAUAUCUCAGGCGUCAGCAAAGCAAAGAGCCGGGCGUGCAGGCCGUACAGGGCCCGGAAAGUGUUACAGACUAUACACCGAAAGUGCUUUCAACAACGAGAUGUCUCCUACCUCAAUUCCCGAAAUUCAAAGGAUAAAUCUUGGAUUGAUAACUUUGAAUUUGAAAGCUAUGGGGAUAAACGAUCUUCUUUCUUUCGAUUUCAUGGACCCACCUUCUCCGCAAGCUCUAAUUUCUGCUAUGGAACAGCUCUACAGUCUUGGAGCUCUUGAUGAAGAGGGGCUUCUAACCAAAUUGGGUCGGAAAAUGGCAGAGUUCCCACUGGAUCCUCCAUUGUCAAAGAUGCUUCUUGCUAGUGUUGAUUUGGGUUGUAGUGAUGAGAUUUUGACUAUCAUAGCUAUGAUUCAAACCGGGAACAUCUUCUACAGACCAAGGGAAAAGCAGGCACAAGCAGAUCAAAGAAGGGCCAAGUUCUUUCAACCUGAAGGAGAUCAUCUGACUUUGCUUGCUGUUUAUGAAGCUUGGAAAGCCAAGAACUUUUCUGGGCCAUGGUGUUUUGAGAAUUUUGUUCAGGCUAGAUCACUAAGGAGGGCGCAAGAUGUUAGGAAGCAGCUUUUAUCGAUCAUGGACAAGUACAAAUUGGACGUCGUGAGUGCCGGGAAGAACUUUACAAAGAUCCGAAAGGCAAUUACAGCCGGUUUUUUCUUCCAUGCUGCCCGGAAGGACCCACAAGAAGGAUACCGAACUAUAGUCGAGAACCAGCCUGUUUAUAUACACCCAAGUAGCGCCCUUUUCCAGCGUCAACCCGAUUGGGUGAUCUAUCACGAGCUAGUCAUGACAACAAAAGAAUACAUGCGUGAAGUUGCGGUCGUGGAUCCAAAAUGGCUAGUCGAACUUGCACCAAGAUUCUUUAAAGUGUCGGAUCCCACAAAGAUGAGCAAGCGGAAGCGCCAAGAACGGAUUGAACCUCUUUACGAUCGGUACCACGAACCCAAUUCAUGGCGGUUGAGUAAGCGCCGUGCGUGAUCAAUGGCGUGUGCGAAGUAGUACCUUUUUUUACUUGUAACACAGUUAUGUUGUUUGAUUUCUUUUUGUCCACCAUGUACAAGAAACCCCGUAAAUUUAUAGCCUUUUUAUCGUAACCGUAUGUUGUAGAGUUGGAUCUCAAAUGGUAAGCGCCGAGAAUCUUAUCCAACAAGUGAGAGUGGCAAACUUUGCUCAAUUAAUGGAACAGUCAUUUCUCUUUUUGAGGUA